Messenger RNA from Guyanagaster necrorhizus, 1042 nucleotides. RefSeq lists its product as uncharacterized. Bases 1 to 996 code for a protein of 331 amino acids. Gene Ontology annotation, cellular component: cytoplasm. Lineage: Eukaryota; Fungi; Basidiomycota; Agaricomycetes; Agaricales; Physalacriaceae. The record is from RefSeq and is a predicted model, not a curated record. The transcript is spliced from 7 exons. Gene Ontology annotation, molecular function: saccharopine dehydrogenase (NAD+, L-lysine-forming) activity.
AUGUCCAAGCCCACUCUCUGGCUUCGCUGCGAAAAGAAAGAAAAGCUCAUCGAUGCCGGUUUAAUUUUCGUCGAACAGGGUAAGCAACGGAUUGUUAAUGAUUCUGAAUACGAAGCGUUACUGCAGAUAUUGUUGUUGGAUGUAAUGGACAACAAUACUUGGCCAACGCUACCGGUUGGCGUCCCAAUCAUUGGAUUGAAGGCGCUCCCCGAGUCCACCGACCCUAUCCCAUAUAGUCAUAUCCAGUUUUCGAACUGCUACAAGCGACAAGAAAUGGUUCCUGAAAAUGGUCGUCGGAUUGCGGCCUUUGAUUAUCAUACUGGCUUCGCAGGGGCAGCUACCCGCGUUCUCGCGGUCGCAUCACAGAGAAGGGGCGAAAAACUUGGGCAUCUCGUGUUUUUCGAGAAUGAAGACGCCAUGAUUAAUGCCGUAAAGACUGCCUUAGGUGGUAGUGGCAAAGGUGUCAAGGUCCUGAUCAUUGGCGCUCUGGGAAGAUGUAGACCCCGCACUGUUGACCUGGACGACAUUCUCAAGUGGGACAUGGGGGAAACUGCAAAGGGUGGCCCCUUCUCUGAGAAUCUUGAUGUCGACAUCUUCGUCAAUCGCAUCUCUCUCAAUUCCAAGGGGCCCCCUCUCAUCUCCGUAGGAAAAGGAUUGCGGCUGUCGACAGUCGUCGAUGUCAGCUGCGAUACUACGAACUUUUUCAACUCGAUUCCCAUAUACAUAAUUAACACAACAUUCUUUUCGCCCAGAGUAUCUGUCGACGUCCAAUUAUUGUACCUUGACCAGUUAACAUUUCCAGGACUGAAAAUCCGCCACUGUCAGUGGUUAUCUGUCGAUCACCUCCCUUCCUUGCUUCCACGGGAAGCCUCGGCGCAGUUCAGCUCGGCCGUUUUUCCCUCCUUGCUCCAGCGUCCUGACCGGAGAAUGCACAAGUAUGGACUGAAGCCAAGGCGCUUUUCGACAAGAAUUCUCCGACAGCGUCGGAGAGGCUAAGCUGUAGAUACUUGAGACGAUUUUAGUAGCCUUUGGGCAAUGACAU